CUCACAUGGAGGAAGAUUAAAACGGAAGGGUCACGACGACUCACGCAUUCCGAAACGAAACCGUCUUUGGAGAAAUUCUCGUCUUCUUCGGUUGACCGGUAUCGAUGGCGGAGGGAAGCGCCGGUUCGCGUUACGUGAAGUUGAGGAAAGAGCAGGCUCCUGUGGAAGAUAUCACCCCCGGCGAACUCAAUCAGCCCAUCGAUGUUCCUCAGUUGAAUGUUCGCAAGUGUCAUGAAUGUAUGCAAGUUCUACCUGAAACCUAUGAACCCCCUUCUGAUGAAAACUGGACCACUGGCAUUUUUGGCUGUGCUGAAGACCCCGAGAGCUGCAGGACUGGUCUCUUUUGCCCCUGUGUGCUGUUUGGGCGUAACGUUGAAGCUGUGAGGGAAGAGAUUCCUUGGACUCAACCAUGUGUAUGCCAUGCAGUUUGUGUUGAAGGAGGAAUGGCACUUGCAGCGGUAACCGCACUCUUCAGUGGCUACAUUGAUCCUCAAACAACAGUUGUGAUAUGCGAAGGCCUCUUCUUUGCGUGGUGGAUGUGUGGAAUCUACUCAGGCUUGUUCCGCCAAGAACUUCAGAAGAAAUAUCAUCUCAAGAAUGCGCCUUGUGAUCAUUGCAUGGUUCACUGUUGCUUGCAUUGGUGUGCCUUGUGUCAAGAACACAGGGAGAUGAAGAAUCAUCUUUCUGAUGCUGAUGCGUCGUCUUCAACUACUAUGGAUCCUCCUCCAGUUCAAGCGAUGAGCACCGAGGAGAGGAAAGAAGCUUCAUCUUCUUCUUCAUCAACAUCAUCUCCAUCAUCUGCCAAAAGCCAACACAAUGAUCUCGAGAUGGUCCCUCUUUAGGAAACAUUCCUUACAAUCUCUCUGCUCCGUAUGCUCUCGCUAAGCUGUUAACGUUUUUUGUGCAGAGAAGUUUUCGUAACAGCUGAUUCCGUCGGUUUUACAAAUGCAAGUUUGUUAUAUGAACAAGUUCAUUAGUACUUUUUACAAUUUGGAGUCAUUGGAUCUUUUUUGGAUAAGGAAGUAAAUUAUUUCUCUUAGCUAUCAUUGUGAACUUGUGAGAUAUAUGCACAAUCUCAUUCUAAUCACUCUCUGCAAGAUUGAGAUCUUUACUUGUUAACUCGGAG
Messenger RNA from Eruca vesicaria subsp. sativa (arugula), 1126 nucleotides. The record is from the annotation of a GenBank genome assembly. Lineage: Eukaryota; Viridiplantae; Streptophyta; Magnoliopsida; Brassicales; Brassicaceae.